Linum trigynum is the source of this 3426-nucleotide messenger RNA. NCBI's taxonomy places the organism in Eukaryota, Viridiplantae, Streptophyta, Magnoliopsida, Malpighiales, Linaceae. The record is from the annotation of a GenBank genome assembly.
UAGAAUAGAAAAUCCCAACUUCACGUAGAGAGUUGCAGCUUUAGUCACCCAAUUUGAGUUUGGUACAGUCUUCCCCCUUUGAUUCAUUUUCCAUGUUCCCAGUUUCUCUAUUUGCAUUUUCGGUUAUCAGUGGAUGCUGAUUGAAAAGUGGUCGGUGGGCUUCCCUAAUUGUGAUCCUUCUCCUCUGUGGUGGACUGGAGCCGCACGCUAGCUAUUGAAAGCUUGGUCUGCCAGUGACCCAAUCUCAAACUAACAACUAAUCUUCCAGCGUUGCUCAUCACUGAAACCCAUCCCCUGAUUUCGUCAGAAUUUCAUUAGUGGAAUUUGCUGCCAUUACAAUUUACUUCCUCACACCACUGUUGAACUUAGUCCGCUGUUCCUUCUCCAUGUCCGUGCAUUUAUGUUUGUUUUUGCUCUGUUUGUUCUCGACUAACCCUGAUUUAGUGUUUUAAUAAUUUGUGCAGUCGGGUUUGCUCAACGAAGAACGAACAGAUCUGGUCAAGCUAAGGUUCUUUCCAUGGCAUUCGCUUUUUGGCAGUCUAAUAUCCCGGUGUUUGUCUCUGUUAUUCUCUCUUUCCAAGGUUUUUAUCUGGCUUUUACUGUGACUUCGUUAAGUACAGCUUUUACUGAUGCUUGAAAUGUUUUUCAAAUUUCAGUCUUGGUUUGUUGUAACAGAGUGAUUUAUAAUUCAAUAACUCAACUACUCAAGUAGCGACUGAGGGGUAGUAGAUAUAGAAGAAAAGUUUUCACAACAAAACUUUAGAAAAUGCUUUACCUUAAACUACAUGCUCCUCCAGCAGGUUUUGAAACAUUAUUGUCGCUUUAUAAAAUUUUCGCGUAUGCUCGUUGGGUGUUAUGAGUCAUUGAAUUAGUUAGUUUGGUUUAAGUUGCUUUGCUUACUAUAUUAUUACUAUACUUCGAGUAGUAACAUGGGAAGCAACAACAAUUUUGUGUUUAUUAAGUUGGAUUUUACCUAUAGUAUGAUCUUUUGGCAUGAACCUGAAAAUGAUUUGUAGUUGUAUACUUUGGAGAUGAAAUUGAGAUUGCUUCAAAUUAUUGUGUAGUCAUGAAUCACCCAGCAUCUUUACCCUACCACCUUUAAGUCAAACCAACAGCACUGCCAUUAAUUAAUUAUGCGGCAACAAAAACCACUAAAAUCCAAGUAAGCCCCCCUGCUUUCUCCUUUUUGUCUUCUUCUUUUUGCUUAUAUUAGGUUUCUGUGCUCUUGAUACAUUGUUAUACUGCUGCUGACUCUUUGCCUAAUGCUAUAUGUCCUCUUAAAAAAAUUAAGCAAAGACCUAUAUUCCAAUUUUCCAAUCCAAUUCAUAAUUAAUAGUUGCCUAGAAAAUCUCGAUUAUGUACAUUAAUGAGGGUAGAAAUCUAGGCACAACAAAAGACAUUUCUACUAAUUGGUAACAGAAUGCUUCUCUGUUCACACCUCAUGUUGUUUAAAACUUUCAUCAAUUUCUUAUCAAAUUUAAUGCUUCGCUUUAUGAGUUUAAGUUAGUGUCGAAGCCUCAAAUUUACCUAGGCCGAACUACUGUAAUAUGGCAGGAAAACAGUUUCAAUCAUGGCCUUGACAUACUAGAGUAAAAUUUAAGUUUUAGUUUCAGUCUGAGUCUGAGUCUUGGUUAAGUUAUCUAAGCUUUUAGCUCCUCAGAUUUGAUGUCUUCUUUUGUAUAAAUUGUUUAAACUGCUCCAUUAUAUAGGAAUACUUCUGAAACUAACCCAAUUAAGCAUACUAGAAAUCCAUAUUGGUGUUGCAGCUGAUAUCAGUGUUGCCUUUAAUUCACUUAUGGCGGAUGAAGGCGGGCUGACCUUAAUCUGUCUAUGCCUUUUAAUCUUGAUCAUUUUAGUUACUUUGUUAGCAAAUAUGGUUUCCUAACUCAAUUAUGUGUUUCAAUAUUUAAUUGUGGCAGCGGGUAAUGACUUGCAAGUGUUGUUAUGUCAAUGAAAGAUAAAUAUUGUAACAGUGGAAGAGGAAACUCAGGUAGUGUCAUUAGCUAGGCUAGAUUGUAUCACAUACAACAACAUUCGAUGAUUGGGAUUCAAAAUUGUUCUUGCUCUAUUGUUAUCUUUAGUCGAUUUGAUGCUUACAGCCUCUGUUUGUCUUCCUUGAGAUCGGGCCCUACCAAAAUGCAAUGAGAGCCAUUGAAUGAGGGUGAAUUAGACUUUUCUAACGAGAUCGGUCUCCCUUUAGUCACUUACUUUGGUGUGUUGAAUGCAAGUCAUGUUUAGAAAGUCCAAGGUAUCAAAGAGCUAAAAUUCAUUGUUAAUUUCUUCGUGAUGAUGCCAAUGGAGCUGCCUGCGUUGGAGCAUAACUCCUAGCGAGUUGAGACAAAUUCAAGUAUUUGUUUUUUUUUUUUUUCAUUUUGUUAUAGUCUCUGUAUCGUUGUCAUGGAUGGCUGCCUGCUGUUGGCAUUGACACUAUGCAGGAGGCUCUUUUACAAAAACUAAGAGCAAUGGAUAUAAGAUAGAGAGAAAUUUUACAAUGCUAUAUAGUAUUGAUGCUAUAAGAUUUUGCUUUUAUGGUACAACUUAAAAUUGUACAUUUACGUUAUGGGACAACUUCAGAUUGUACCUAUACUUUUUGUACAAAUUCUUUUAUGGUACAAUUUGAACUUGUACCUUUAUGUGAUGGUACAACUUCAAGUUGUAAAGUUGUACCAUAACAUAAUGGUACAAAUUGCUUUAUGGUACAACCUAAACUUAUACAUUUAAUGUUAUGGUACAACUUUAAGUUGUAUAUUAAAGCACCAAAACUAUAUAGCAUAGUAGAAGUGCUCAUAAGAUAGAGGCUCUUUUCCUAUUAGUUCUAAUAGGGAUUUGUUUUCUUUUUAGUUGCAGAUAUGGUAUCCUGUGUCGAAGAAGCUAGUGGAGAAACCUGUGCUGGAGUUUGCAGAGAAGCACGGGCAGGAUUUGAUGGCGAUCCAUCUGGCGGCGUGCUUGGGGCCAUUGUUGUAGCCAGGAUUAAAUGCUUGCACAGCUAUGUUGAAACAACUAGUGUAAGGGGGGUAAAAAAACUCAUGAGUAUCACUGGUUGGGAGUUAUUCAUGUUAAGGAUGUGGCCGAGCCACAAGGUUUGCUCUAUGAAGCUCUUGCUGCUUCUGAUUGAUACCUCUCCACCAAGGCAUCUACCAAUUUCGAGACUUUGCUAAAAGGGUUUCCAAACUCUUCACUGAAUUCCAUGUUUAGAGAGGAUGCUACUGAAAACUUUGAUCCUAUUGAUUAAUAAAUAAAUACAGUUUUCCUUAAAAAAAAAUAAAAUAAAAGCAUAUGGUAAGAAUCAUAAUCAUGACCAAUGUAGUCAAAAUUUCGAUUUUAAUCUUAAAAUCUUACGAUUUUACGAUCUUACCUAUGAGUUCCGAUCCUGAUUUUACUGUAAAAUCUUUGAACCUUAAAAUCCCAUAAAAUCCCGAUUUAAAA